AUGGCGAGAACCCUCUUUGAUUUCGUCGCCGCCAUCGCCGCCGCCGCGCUCCUCCUCGCCGUUCUCAUGCCGGCCCUCGCCGCCGCGCAGGCCCCCGCACCGGCGCCCACCAGCGACGCGUCUUCGAUCGACCAGGGCGUCGCCUACCUUCUGAUGAACGUGGCGCUCGUGCUCACCUACCUCAUCCACCCGUUGGACGCCUCCUCCCCUUACAAGCUCUUCUGA
Molecule: messenger RNA, 225 nt
Organism: Hordeum vulgare subsp. vulgare (domesticated barley)
Lineage: Eukaryota; Viridiplantae; Streptophyta; Magnoliopsida; Poales; Poaceae
Product: arabinogalactan protein 16-like
Exons: 2
Coding region: 1-225 (74 amino acids)
Source: RefSeq, a predicted model, not a curated record